AUGCGGAAAUGUCCCACCGUGUUGCUCCUGUUUGUGGUUCUCCUGCCAAUAGUGAGUAAAAUAGUUAACGGAAAGAAGAGUAGCUUGGUGAGGAAGGAUACCAUAUGGGGUUACAACACGAAGGUGAAAAGGAAGAAACGAUUUAAGGUAGUAACGAAUAGGGGGAAGACCGAACUAGACCGGCUGGGGGAUACCCCCCUAUGUGGUGCCGCACGAAAUGGGGAACAUUUGAACAUCGCGUUGCGGAAUGGAGGGCUGAGGGAGGCACGUCUAAACGGUUAUCAGAAGAUGACGUUUCUGUUGCAAAAAAACGAUUCAUGCAGGAAGUACACAGCAACGACGCGUAGUCCCCAGAGGACAAUACUUGGCGGUGAAAAAUAUCGAGCAAUGCUAGGGAUAGUCUUUAAAGGCACUCACCUUUGCAGCCAGAGGGAAAAACCGAUAAGCAGUGUUAUAUGUGAAAAGGAAUCAACUGGAAGGGGUGCAGAAAAUUGUCUGUCUUCCUUUUUUAACAAGAUAAAAAAAGGAAUGAACAAAUAUGUAGACCAAGUGAACAAGUAUCUGGAGGAAGACAACAUGUUGAAUUUUUUGUGGGUAUGUAAAAAUGUCUUGUGUAAAAAAAAAAUAAUUUUUUUAACAUUUUUUGUAAUGAUAAAUAGCGCAAUUAUUAGUAUCACAAUACCUCGAUGUGAUAAUUUGAUAUUCCAACAUGUAUCAAAUAGAAGGUUCGAUAAUUUUGGGCGUCUUCUACUGAAUUGUAUUUUGGUGAGAGUGAUUAACAUGAGUUUGUGUGCGAUGCGGAACUACAUUUUCAUGAUUACCAGUUCGGACUCCCUAAAGGAAGUGAAAAAAAUCUUGUUCCAAGUUUAUAUCCAUAAGGACAGUGAAUACUAUGACCAAAUGGAUCACAGCGAAAUUGUGAACAGGGUAACUUUGGAAGCACACGACUUUGCAGACAUCAUCCCCUAUUAUAUAAACCCAUUCAUAAGGAAUUUUUUUUCCAUCAUUUUAAAUUUUUCGUAUAUGUUUUACUUGAAUUAUAAAUUAUCGUCAGUCAUUAUGAGUUGCUUUUUCAUUUCCUCCGUGCUUACGAUAAUUUCGACGAAGCUGAAGAAGAGGAGGAUAAAAUCCAUAAACAGGGAGAAAAGCAGAAACACGAAAAUAUCGCUGGAGGCACUGAGCAAUAUUAAUGUGAUCAAACUGUUCAGUACUGAACUGUAUGAGUGCAGUAAAUAUUCCCAGUCGUUGGGGGACAUUCUGGGUCUUCAAAUUAAGAAGGAGCGUUUUAACCUCCUCCACAUGGUGAUAAGCAAGCUGUUUGUUUUGGUAACAUAUCUACUCAUUCUGGUAAAGGGGGAUGCACUCUUAAGGGGGAACGAAAUUGACAGGAAUACCUUCACGUCUUUUUUCUUUUACAUAAAUAAUAUAUACUCGUAUAUUGAUAUUCUGGACUACUACAUAGACAUAUGCGACAUUGUGAAUCAAUACCGCCACAUCAUCCGGCUGAUCAAGGAGCGGGCGCAGACAGGGGGGGGGCACAUUGAACCGUCUGCUAGUAACUCCUCCGACUUGGGCAGUUGCCCCUCUAAUAACAACGCAACUGCGAAACGAAUGGAUCUACACUUAGACAGGACCGCGCGAAGCAGCGAAUCCGACGUGGUGCUGCAAUUCAAGAACGUCUUCUUCAAAUACAAAAAUACAAACAACUACGUUUUGAAAAAUCUUAAUUUCAAAAUUUUAAAAAACACAAAUAAUGUCAUCCUGGGAAAAAGUGGAGGGGGAAAAUCAACGCUGCUAAAGUUGAUGCUAAAUUUUUACAAAUGCUCCAAGGGGAAGGUGUACCUUUAUAACAAGCCAAUUAGCCAUUACAGGGGAAGAGAAAUUAUGGACAAAGUUUCCUACGUCCAACAGGAUUGGAAGCUACUUAAAGGGACGAUAAAGGAAAAUCUGACCUAUGGCAUCACAGACGAUUACACCAAUUUUGACAUGCUUGAUUUGAUUAAUAUUUCCAAGUGUUGUACUUGUCAUGAGUAUAUAAGCAGACUGAGGAAGAGGUACGAAACGAUUAUUUCGAAUAGGACCGAAUUGCUAACUUCCUCUCAAAAGCAGAAAAUUUGUAUAGCCAGAGCGCUAGCCAGGAAUCCGAAGAUCCUCCUCUUGGAUGAGUCCACCUCAGCCGUGGACAAGGACAACGAACGAGUCAUUUUCCAAAACAUAAGACAGAAUUCGCUUUUUAAAGACCUAACUAUAAUUCGCAUAACGCAUAAGAAGGCCAAUUUGGACUUGGCGGACAACAUUUUCGUUCUGAAGGAGGGGUACAUAAGCAGACAAAAAAAUGUUUAG
This is a messenger RNA of Plasmodium coatneyi, 2343 nucleotides long. Its product is annotated as Transport protein. Gene Ontology annotation, molecular function: ATP binding; ABC-type transporter activity; ATP hydrolysis activity. Bases 1 to 2343 code for a protein of 780 amino acids. Gene Ontology annotation, cellular component: membrane. Gene Ontology annotation, biological process: transmembrane transport. The transcript has 3 exons. NCBI's taxonomy places the organism in Eukaryota, Apicomplexa, Aconoidasida, Haemosporida, Plasmodiidae. The record is from RefSeq and is a predicted model, not a curated record.